UUUGGGGGUUUUUGUUUUAUUUAUAAAUUCAACACAAUGUGUAAUAUUUCCAGUUUUUGAAAAUGAUUGAAAUUCAACUUUAUUUCAGAAAAGUUUCGAUCGUUCAGUAAUAUUUUGUCAGCGGAUGCUUACAAAUUCUAAGUGAAACGGCUUUCUUGCCCAAGGGAGGUGUGUAAAGCGAAAAACUAUCAUUACACAUUGCGUUUAUUCUUUAAAUGUGAAGGAUCGGUAACAGAUUAAGGAGAUCGUACAGUGAAAAACUAUACUAAAUGGAUAUCUCUAAUCAUGAAUAAGGAGACAUACAUAUUUCAGUAAGGAAAUCUCAGCAUGAUGGCAUUCAGUUUAGCAUUUGUCGUGUAUUUUAUGGGUUUUGUGAGUGCAGUUGUAUCAGAUACCUGCAGAGAAUCAGCAAAGGACAUUGUCACACUUCGAGAUUUGGAAGAGAAAGUGGAUAGACGGGACUGGAUACAGAUAUAUGUAUCCGAAUUCGAUCCUCAACAAAAUUAUGGAAAAUGCAACGUUAGAUGGAACGAACCAGACUCCAACAAUAUCAUUUAUAGGCAGUUGGUGUGCUACAAUUUUAGAUUCAAAGAUUGUGAAGACUUUGGAAGAGCUGUCAAAAGGAGUGUUGACGAAUGUGGAAGAGCCGAAGAAAAUGGAGAAAAUACUACAAUGGAUGCCAAAUUCUACAGCCAGGACGCAACACAGUAUUUAUGGUACGAUCAAUGUUAUGAAUACGACGCAUUUGGCGCAUGCGCAGUUCGAUAUCUAGACCUUCUUGUGAAAGCAUCUCGGAUUGUUUAUACAAAGAAGCAAGAACUUGACCUUUUUCAACUGCCUUGGCAUCUCAUUGCCGAAGAUCUAAACACAAACUUUGAUUUAGACAUGUCAGACUUUCUACUGAAGUUUACUUGGAUAGACCGAGAAUGCGGAUACGACGGAAAAGGAAGGCCAGUCAGUGCGACUUUCGGGGAUGACAAAAAGAGAAAUAAAAUAUCUAAGCCCAAAGGACCCAAAAGGACAUAUUGAGCUAUUAGUAAAGGUGGGAACUCCGGCGUCCGCCGCACAUCGUCCGUCAUGCAUCAACAUUUUUCUUUAAAUGAUUUCUUCUCAUGAACCAUUUGCAUUGACAUCUCCCAAGUUCGCUCAAGUGGUUCCGCUUCACUGUAUAUAGAGACCACCAGAUAACACAUUUAGAUGUCUUCUUCUCAUGAAAGACUCGGUGGAUCUUCAACAAAUUUUGUAUGAAGAAUUUUUGCUUUGACCUCUCUCAUCCUAACAUGAAACUUUCUCAGGUGAGCGACUAAGAGACACCACGUCCCUCAUGUUACUAAAUACUUACAUUGCUUCCAAACGCAACUGCAUUGACUUGUACAUGUAUUAUGCAUGUUUUAAUCUUAGAUUUUGAAACUAAAUAAAUUCAUCUUA
Mercenaria mercenaria is the source of this 1428-nucleotide messenger RNA. RefSeq lists its product as uncharacterized. Bases 328 to 1029 code for a protein of 233 amino acids. The transcript is spliced from 7 exons. The record is from RefSeq and is a predicted model, not a curated record. Lineage: Eukaryota; Metazoa; Mollusca; Bivalvia; Venerida; Veneridae.